CAGAGACACAGGAGCACGAUGGCUGCGGACAGUUCCCUGCUGCUGGCUCUGGUGGAGGAAUUUGUGUCUGGACUGCAGGACAGCAAAGCCAAAGACGCAGCUAAAGGAGUCAAAGACGGACAUUUUACUAUACUGCAAUUAGUGGAAGCACUCGGACUCUGUCUGACUAGUUCUCAGCCACACACACGGGCCAGAGGAGUCCAGCUACUCUCAGAAGUUUUAAAGGAGAGCUAUGGAGAGCUCACUGAGAGAGAGGUGGAAGUGCUCUUAGCCUUUUAUGAAAAUCGCCUCAAGGACCAUUAUGUCAUCACGCCACCUGUUUUACAGGGACUCCAAGCUUUGACAAAAUGUAAGACGCUACCUCCUGGCUCAGCUGUGUCGAUGCUAAGGUCCUUGUUUCAGGAUGUCCAUGUACAAUCGCUGAUGCUGACAGAGAGAGCGUGUGUCUACAACAUGCUUAUCAACCUCAUGGAAACCAGAGAGGCUGAGCUGAAGGGGUUGGGAACAGACUUUGUUUUCGGUUUUGUCCAAUCAAUGGAUGGAGAGAGAGAUCCUCGCAACCUCCUGUUAGCUUUCCAGAUUGCCAGAAACAUCCUUGUCAGAGGAUACGAUCUUGGUAAAUUCGCAGAGGAGCUGUUCGAAGUGACGUCCUGCUAUUUCCCCAUCGAUUUCACUCCACCUCCCAAUGACCCCCACGGUAUUACCAAAGAAGAGCUUAUUCAGGCACUGAGGGCCGUCCUCACCGGGUCUCCCAAGUUUGCUGAGUUUCUGUUACCACUCAUCAUCGAGAAGCUGGACUCAGCCGUUCAGAGCGCCAAGCUGGACUCGCUGCAGACUCUGGCAGCGUGCGUGAAGCAGUACGAGCACAAAGACUUGGCUGAAUUCCUCGAGGGACUUUGGGCCUCGCUGCGCAGAGAGGUGUUUCAGACAUCCAGCGAGAAGAUCGAGUCUGCAGCCCUCGCUGCUCUCACCGCACUCACUUCCUGUCUGUCUCGCUCAGUCCUCAACUCUGACUCAGAAGACUCGCUCAGCAUCUUCUUGGAUCUAAUUCUUAAAGACUGCAAGCAUCACCUUUGUGAGCCCGACUUGAAACUGGUGUGGCCCAGCGCCAAGCUGCUCCAGGCCUCAUGCAGCGCCUCCAACAGGGCGAGCCACAUCGUGACGGCUGCCGUCAUGCCUUCCCUCAUCGAGCAGUAUACCAACAGAGCACAGUGUUCCCACAGACGGACGUUGCUGGAGGUGGUGCAGCGGUUCAUCCAGUCAGUCAAAGCCUACCCGUCUUCAGAUAACUCAGAUGAAAGUGUGUUUUCAGCCUUCCGAGCCCCUCUGUGCAGCAUGGUGUUUUCAGCCCUCUCUGAAAGCAAUUCCAGUCUGCAGAUCACCGCCACUGUUGUUCUCACCUCACUGGCACAGCAAACAGCACUGCUGCUGGACUCUGAUAUGGAGCUCGCCAUAGAUCACCUGAUCAGACUGUUGCUGACCGACGAAGACGAGAGAGUCAGCGUGGCUGUGGUGGAGUGCGCGGGAGCCUUAGCACAGCUGCACCCGACAGCCUUCAUCACCAAACUGAUCCCAAGAUUAAAACAGGAGAUGUUUUCCGACCUCGGUGCAGCUUCUGAGCUCAAUUCCCAUCAUGCAGUGCGGCAGAGGUGCCUGCCGGCCCUGGCCGCGAUGUCCGUCCAGCACAGCGUCGUCCAGGAGAGCGCGCCGGUCCUCCUGGAGGUGCUCAGCUCGGCGCACACUGGGCGCGCCGGCUUCUCCGUGGACGAAGUGGUCCUGGCCUGCCGCAGCCUGCAGAGGAUAGCGGAGCAGGCGGAGGACGCGGAGGAGACGGGCCGGUGCUUCCACCACCUCGUCAUCCCACGGCUGCUGUCUUUGGCGCUGCAGGCGGCUUUGCAGGGUGAGCAUCCAUCUGGUCAUCGGAGUCCUCUAGUGGAGGAGCUGGUCCUGUCCGCUAUGGUGCCUGUCAUCAGUACUUCCUGCUCCCGGCUGCAGCCCACGUUGGCGGGACAGACGGCGUCGAAGGUUGUCUCCCUCUUCCUGGAUGGUGACGUCUCUUUUUUACCGGACAACUCCUUCCCCUCACACAUCCAGCUGCUCCGGCAGAGGGACUCGUGGAGCCAGUCUCAGCUGGUCUGUCUGCUCAUGGGCUGUGUGUGCUCGCUGCCCCGCACCGUGGAGGUGCCCCAGAUAGAGCAGCUGUUGGCACAGCUGGAGGAGAUGAGCUGCUCCUGCAGCCACCCGCUGUCCUACACCUCCGCUGCCAAGUGCUUUGCCGGCCUGGUCAACAAGAUGCCUCAGGGCGAGUCUCUGGACAGCUUAAUUCAGGGGACGAUGAAGAGAGUGUGCGGCGAGCUGGACUGCUCUUCCUCUACCGUGCGGACUCAGGCUUUUACGCUCAUGAUUUGGGUUGCCAAAGCUCUCCUCCUGCGCUACCACCCUCUGUCCACAUCGCUGACCGACAAGCUCUUCUCUCUGCUGGAUGACGCCGACCUGGGCCCCAUGGCGGCCGACGGCUUCUCGCUGCUAAUGAGCGACUCGGCCGACGUCCUGAACCGCGGCUGCCGCGCCGACGUCCGCAUCAUGUACCGUCAGCGCUUCUUCAGCGAGAACUCGGCCAAGCUGGUCCAGGGUUUCAACGCAGCACCGCAAGAGAAAAAGUCCAACUACCUGAAGGCUCUGUCUAACAUCGUCAAUAAGCUGCCGCAGCAGGUCCAGGUCACCGAGCUACCAGCAUUACUUUCUCUGCUGCUGGAGGCCCUGACGUGUCCCGACCAGGCCGUCCAGCUGUCCACCCUGUGCUGCCUGGAGCCCGUCCUCACCAGCCCCCCCCAGGCUCUCAUACAGCAGCUGGAGGCUUUGGUCAGCCGGCUGCUGGCCCUCGUCCGCAGCCCAGCCAUGAACGUACGGAUUGCGUCCAUACGGUGCAUCCUCGCCCUCUCCCACUUCCCUGUUCCUCUUGGGGAGUCCCGGGGGGAGGUGAUGUUCCACCUCACGCGCAGUCGAGCCCAGAAACCCCAGGACCAAGUGUGGAAGCUGUGCCUCCUGCUCCACGGCUCCCCGUUAUCCCUCUGA
This is a messenger RNA of Menidia menidia (Atlantic silverside), 3075 nucleotides long. The record is from the annotation of a GenBank genome assembly. Lineage: Eukaryota; Metazoa; Chordata; Actinopteri; Atheriniformes; Atherinopsidae.